AGUUCCCUCACCUACUUCCCAUGUCAUAACCCCAGAAUCUCUUCACAAUUCGAUAACGGCGCACAGAGAUGGCGCGCGAUGAAGAAUAUCAUCAGCCCCUCCUUGGCUCUCACGAGAAUGGGAAAACUAUCUUCGCCGUAGAGGACGACAGCGAUGAUGAGGGCGUCGGCGUAGUCAACAGACCCACUCCUGCGAACAAAUCGCGUAGUGUACGAUUUGAGGAGGCACCUAGAGUCAUAGCGCCCUCGCUACGCUCGACUACCUCGAGCAGGGAAGCAGAGUUCGACCUAGACGACGAGUGUGUCGAAGAAACCGAUCUACAUGCCCUGGAGUACAUCCCGACGCGCAGGCGCUCAGAGCAAUCCAUGCCGCUGCUUGUGGGCCUGAUGGACGCGUCGAGUUCGCGCCAGGGACUCGAUAGGCUGCCCUUGAGCCACAGCCACGCGAACGAGGAAGCCGAGCUGGAAGAGAUCGCUGCAAAACGGACAGCGGGAGGCAGCAUGCUGGACUCGAUCGCGAACAUGGCGAAUUCGAUCCUAGGAGCUGGUAUCAUAGGCCUCCCGUACGCAAUCAAUCAGGCUGGCUUCUUCGUUGGGCUAGUCUUGUUGGUCGUACUCUGCAUCGUGACGGACUGGACUAUACGCCUCAUCGUCAUCAAUGCAAAGCUGAGCGGGAGCACGUCCUACAUCGACAUUAUGACGCGCUGCUUCGGCUCGAGUGGUAGAGCCGCCGUGUCCUUCUUCCAGUUUGCCUUCGCUUUUGGAGGCAUGUGCGCCUUUGGCAUCAUCAUCGGCGACACGAUACCCCACGUCAUUCGGUCUCUAUUCCCCCAUCUUCCUUCUAUACCUGUACUCUCAAUAUUCGCAAACCGGCAGUUCAUCAUUGCGCUAUGUACCAUCUGCGUUUCCUAUCCGCUCUCUCUGUAUCGCGACAUCCACAAGCUUUCGCGCGCCUCCGGCCUGGCGCUAAUAUCUAUGGUCGUUAUCGUGGCGGCGGUUACCAUAGAAGGACCGAAAGUGCCCGAUACCAUGAAGGGCGACCCAUCGAAGCGCUUCUCUUUCCUCGGACCUGGCCUAUUCCAAGCGAUAGGCGUAGUCAGCUUUGCUUUCGUAUGCCACCACAACUCAUUGCUCAUCUAUGGGAGUUUGCGUAUGCCUACUCUUGACCGGUUCGCCAAGGUCACCCACCUCUCGACGUUUGUGUCGCUGGUAGCAUGUUGUACUCUUGCGAUCCCAGGAUACAUGACCUUCACGGACAAGACUCAGGGUAACAUCUUGAACAACUUUAGCGCAAACAACACCUUCAUCAACAUCGCCCGCUUCUGCUUUGGGCUCAACAUGUUCACGACGUUGCCUCUGGAGCUGUUUGUGUGUAGAGAGGUCAUUGAACAUUACUUCUUCUCGCACGAGACCUUCAGCAUGCAGCGACAUGUCUUCUUCACCACGGUCAUCCUGAUCGCCGCCAUGUUCGUCUCCCUUAUUACGUGCGACUUGGGUGUUAUGCUAGAGAUCACCGGCGGCGCUUCCGCCACCACGCUCGCCUACAUCUUUCCCGCAGCUUGCUACAUCCAGCUCCAGAACCCCGCACGGCCGUGGUACAGCCGUCAGAAAUUACCGGCGUAUGCUACCUGUGCCUUCGGCUUCAUCGUCAUGGUCUUUACCUUGUGCCAGGCGCUUGCCAAAUCAUGGACUCCAGAGGGCGACCCAAAGAUUUGUACGUAGGAUAUAUGUUAUGGACAUCUAAUGGAUAUGGACAUGGACA
Messenger RNA from Schizophyllum commune H4-8, 1761 nucleotides. RefSeq lists its product as uncharacterized. NCBI's taxonomy places the organism in Eukaryota, Fungi, Basidiomycota, Agaricomycetes, Agaricales, Schizophyllaceae. Gene Ontology annotation, cellular component: endoplasmic reticulum. Gene Ontology annotation, molecular function: amino acid transmembrane transporter activity. The record is from RefSeq and is a predicted model, not a curated record. The transcript is spliced from 9 exons. Gene Ontology annotation, biological process: amino acid transmembrane transport. Bases 69 to 1721 code for a protein of 550 amino acids.